This is a messenger RNA of Pestalotiopsis fici W106-1, 891 nucleotides long. RefSeq lists its product as uncharacterized. Gene Ontology annotation, molecular function: molybdate ion transmembrane transporter activity. Bases 1 to 891 code for a protein of 296 amino acids. Gene Ontology annotation, cellular component: membrane. The transcript is spliced from 3 exons. Gene Ontology annotation, biological process: molybdate ion transport. The record is from RefSeq and is a predicted model, not a curated record. NCBI's taxonomy places the organism in Eukaryota, Fungi, Ascomycota, Sordariomycetes, Amphisphaeriales, Sporocadaceae.
AUGGAUCUGUAUCUUAAUUCCCUCUGCGCGAUUACUUUGGCAAAUUCAAUAGUGCUGUACCUACUCCUUAUACAAAAUCACGUCACUGUUGAAAUUUUCAGCGGUAGCGCCGCGAAAUCACGCCUGGGUCUUAAUUUCAUGCUCAUUUAUGCCCUUGUGUUGGGCGCAGACUGGCUCCAAGGCUCUUUCUUCUAUGCUGUAUACAGGGAAGCUCAUGGCUUGCCGGACAAAACAGUCGGCAGGCUUUCCGCCGCGGGCUUUGCGGCUGCCGGGUUGUCUGCAACUUUCAUCGGUAGCCUUGCUGAUAGAUACGGAAGGAAAAAGGCGUGUCUUGGUUAUUGUGUCUUCUCAGUACUGUCCUGUGUGACCGUGCUAGUACACGAUCUCCGAGUUUUGUUCGCUGGACGCCUUUUCGGCGGUGUCGGGACUACUCUACUCUACAGUGUCUUCGAGCCAUGGUUCCUCAGUGAGCUUGAUCGGCUGUGCAAUAAUUCCAUAGAGAGGGAAAACAUCUCGACCAAUAUGUUCUCGCUUCUAUCCAUCCUUAAUGGCUUGAUCGCGAUAGGAUCUGGGGUAUUCAGCCAAUGCCUUGUUGCGAAAACGGGUUCUACGAAGUCGCCAUUCAUUGCUAGCGCAGUUCUUCUUAUGUUCAGCGCUCUACUCAUACAAUGUAGAUGGACUGAGAACUAUGGUCACCAUACGCUGAAUAUGUAUCACGAGAUUCUAGACACCAUCAGACUCAUCCGUGGUACUUGGGGUUCCAUGGCUGGUCAUGGUGGUCUGCAUUUUCGAGUCGAUAAUCUACAUCGUGAUCUACUUUUGGCCGGCAGCAAUUGUCUCGACCCGGAUGAACGCUGGUGCUCCCGCACCAUUCGGACUGAUUUUCGCUAA